CCGCAGCUGACCGUCAAUCAUUUUCAAAUGGGAUUUCAAUGAGAUCUCACGUUAAGUUAUAGAGGAAAAUUUGUGUGAAAUCGAACUCCAGAAGCAGUUAACUAGCUAUUGUUCGCGGUGAUCGAUUGGUGGGUGUGCGGGAAUUGUUGAUCUGGCCAAGGCCGGCUGCGUGUGUUAAACAAUUUGGAGCCAAGGUUGAAGCACAAAUUCUAUUCAAAUUCUACCUGCUCCGGUGCGAGUGCGUUCGAUUAUGCCGGAACAGCAGGAUGGUGGUGGCGGAGCGGCCGAUCCGGGAGCUGAAGGUGCCCCCCUGGUGGCCCCGAAUGGACAGCAGCAACCUGUGGCCCAACAAGGCCAAGCCCAGCAGCCAACUAAAUUGGAAUCGUUUUUUGCCAUCACAAAAUCGCUGAUUCUGCGGGCCCUUGUAAUCUACUUUAUUUCGUCGUUCUUCCGAAGGCCAGCUCCGGAUGCAGCCAGUAAUCAAACGGGAGGGGUCGCGGAGAAAAGUCGAAUUCCGGCUUGGAAUUUGUUUGAAAAUGGAACCAUGUUCGAUUUGUACGUUUACAUUUCGGAUGACCCACAGAUGGUAGAUUUUAAUGAUCCCAGCUCGCUUGUGUGGCUUCAGGAGGAUUUAAUGUAUGGAGAUUGGUACGGUGGACGAGACGGGGACGGAAUGUUUUCCGUGAAUACUCAGCUCAAAGCCUCUGAGCGACUGAUGAACAAUGGAUCGAUAUUCCUGCACACUUAUGUGACCAAAGCUGGCAAAAGUCCUAAUCCGGCAGCAGGAGAAGAUUACGCCGGGAAACAAAUGGGAUAUGCCAGUGCCAUGCUAAGCAAGUACAAAAGAAUCAAAAAAGUAAAAACGCACAAUCUGUUGGCUGGAGAGAAAGAAAAGUUCGAAAAAGAGUUGGACAGCGCUUUGAUACAGGAUCGGAUCUGGUCCCAUUGGCAUCCUAAUCUUACCAUCAAUCUGGUAACGGAUCAUACCAACUGGGUAAGAGGUUCUGUUCCUCCCCCAUUGGAUGAGUAUGUCAAAUUCCUUCCCAGCGGACAAACUUACCUUCCCAUCGUAUUCUACAAUGACUAUUGGAAUAUGAUGCGGGACUAUCAACCAAUUAAUGAAACAACACCUACCUUGGAACUGAAUCUCGUUUAUCAACCGUUGUCUCUCUUCAAAUGGCAACUCUACGCUGCCCAACAAAUGCGCAAUAAAUGGACAAGCAACGUGUUCACGGAAGCCCUCAGUGGUGGUGCAGAAUCGGAUGAAGAUCAAGAUUCUCUCAAGGAAACCCUAUUGGAAACUAAUCCUUAUCUGCUUGGUAUGACUGUUGCUGUGUCCAUUUUACACAGUAUUUUUGAAUUACUUGCCUUUAAAAAUGACAUCCAAUUUUGGAACAACCGUAAGUCUCUUGAGGGUCUCUCCGUGCGAUCCGUCUUUUUCAACGUAUUCCAGUCUCUGAUCGUACUCUUGUAUGUGCUUGACAACGAAACCAACUUCAUGAUUAAAAUCAGUUGCUUCAUCGGUCUCGGUAUCGAAGUAUGGAAAAUUCAAAAGGUUGUCAACAUCAACAUCAAUCGGGAGCAACUGAUCGGAGGUUUCCUUCCUCGAAUCUCCUUCUCGGACAAGGGCUCGUACGUGGAUUCCAGCACCAAACAGUACGACAACUUGGCAUUCAAGUACCUGAGCUGGCUGUGCUUCCCCCUGCUGGUUGCUUACGGCAUCUACUCGGUCAUCUAUCAGGAACACAAGGGCUGGUACAGCUUCGUUCUCAACAUGUUGUACGGCUAUCUGCUCACGUUCGGAUUUAUCAUGAUGACCCCACAGCUGUUCAUCAACUACAAGCUUAAAUCGGUGGCUCAUCUGCCCUGGCGAAUGAUGUCCUACAAGUUCCUGAACACUUUCAUUGAUGACAUUUUUGCUUUCGUGAUCAAGAUGCCAACUAUGUACCGGCUAGGGUGCUUCCGAGAUGAUAUUGUAUUCUUCAUCUUCCUGUACCAGCGCUGGAUCUACAAGGUCGACUCCAAACGCAUCAACGAGUUUGGUUAUUCGGCCGAAAUGCUCGAGGAACACGCAGCCAAAUCGAAGCAAAGCAACGCGAUCGCCGAUUCCGGAUCAGCCGAGAAAGAAAAACAGAAACAGGCUUCCAGUGCCAGUGGAACUUCUUCAGACGAAGCUUCCCGAAGCCAGCCAUCCUCCCCGAAUGCUGGUGGCGGAAAGGCCAAGAAGAGAAAGAACCGCAACAAAUCAUCGCCGAACGCUGCGGCAACUUCCGGCGGCGAGAACAAAAAAGACAACUAAAUAUCAUAGCAAAUGUGCUCGCUGUUUUGUUUUCGUACUUUAUUACUGCUUUUUAAAUUAUUGAAAUUGCGCUAAAUUUCCCUAGAGCAGCUCAAUGUGUCCCGCUUCCCAUGUAGGCAAUAAGUUGCGUAGCAUUUUUCAUAAGAGAAUCAUAGGGCGUUGAAUGAUGAAGCCUAAACAUCUGACUUUUAUGUUAUUAACUUUAUUGUUAAUUUUGGUAAAUCCUUAUAGAAUUGCUUUGAGGCGUUGACAUUUUUUGUUGAAAGUUUCCUUUAGCUUCUGUAACUUAUUUCUUGUUUUCACUCUACCAACUUGAAAUUUUUGAUUUUUUUUUUCAUAACGAAUUUGAACGGUAUUUUUGCAGAAAUACUGAAACUCUUGAUUGUUUCAGAUCAACCGUUUUGUCUGCUUCAUGAUUUAACUGCCCUUAAUCUCUUUCACUCAACAAUCUGUCUGAUAAUUUUAUUCCUUUUGCUUUUUGAGUGUUGCUCAUUGAUGAUGGUCAAGUUAAAGAACAAAAAGAAUACUGUGAAGCGUUAAUAUCAGGAGUAAUAAACAGACAUCGUGCAACUAUCUGAAGAGAAGGUAUUAAACGGUUUGUAUUCGUAGAAGACGAAAGUAUAGGAAAGCAAACAGUGGCCUAUUGUAUACAUUGUUGUAUAAUCUUACCACUUGGGAAACUAGACAGUAGAAGAAAUUGAUUGAUCAUUCUCAUGUCCAAAUAAAUAUCAUAAUCACGAAACAUCAGCCUGUGUCGCAUUUAAGAUUGCUCAUUCAUUUAGGUACAUAAAUUUUGUUUAGGGAAACAAAUUGGCGAAACCCAAGCUAACUUAAAGAAGAACCAAAGUUUUGCUGCUGGAAGACUACGACGAACAAAGGUUGCUAUACCGGGAAAUAAUUAAUCCACUGUCUAGCGAAUAAUGAUAAUAAAUAUAUUGAUGAUAAUAAAAUAAUAUCUUACGUGUAGCGUCAAAAGAACGUGUAGUGUUGUAAAACCAAACCUAAUGGAAAUAAAACAAUAAAUAUUCGAUAUUGGAAAAAAA
This is a messenger RNA of Uranotaenia lowii, 3342 nucleotides long. RefSeq names its product putative lipid scramblase CLPTM1. Lineage: Eukaryota; Metazoa; Arthropoda; Insecta; Diptera; Culicidae. The record is from RefSeq and is a predicted model, not a curated record. The transcript is spliced from 3 exons. Bases 251 to 2299 code for a protein of 682 amino acids. Gene Ontology annotation, cellular component: endomembrane system; membrane.